Molecule: messenger RNA, 2056 nt
Organism: Macrobrachium nipponense
Lineage: Eukaryota; Metazoa; Arthropoda; Malacostraca; Decapoda; Palaemonidae
Product: probable ATP-dependent RNA helicase ddx56
Exons: 4
Coding region: 100-450 (116 amino acids)
Source: RefSeq, a predicted model, not a curated record
UCACUGCAAUAUUUCUAUUUGCAGACACCAGAGAGGGAUCCUUGCGCCCUCUUCGUAUCCUUUGGAGAAACUAUCAACCAAGAUGUUGCCAAAGAAAUUAUGGAGUUUGCUACAACUGCAGAAGAUAUAAGUUUUGGACUAAAAUGCCACUUGAAGUUUGAUAGUGAGGAAAAGGCUCUCGAGAUGGAAUCUACAGCUGCUGAAGUGGAAUUCACAGAUAAUAAAGCUGCCGUUAAUAAUGCUUUUAGAGAAUACCUUAAAAAAGCAGAAAAGCGGUCACUAAAUAGCGAUGAUGAAAGCCCUUCUUCCAAAAAGAAAAGGGACUCGGAUGAAAAUGGAGGUGAUACAGAGGAAAUGGAGGAAAAUGCCAUUGGAGAUCUUGAGGAAGAAAAUGAAGAACCUCAAGAAUGUAAUGAAAAUGAUGAUGAUGACGGUGAUGACGAUGUUUGAGUCAUGCACAUCAAAAUAAACUUAUAAGUGUCAGGACUAGACAGAUCUGGUCUUAGAUGCAAUCCGUGUUUAAAUUGUGGCCAGAAUAUUAUGCACCAAUUUGUAAUGAAUGUCUCUCAGUGUUCUUUAUUAGAUUGUGGGAUCCACAGUUUGUUCAAUUACAUUCUGUAACUUUUUAAAAUAGGCCUUUUAUUCUUAAACCUCCUUUUUUUGUGUUGCAAAUUUCUGGCCCCUUUUUAAGAAUAUUUUGAGCUGUUGAAUUAGGGUAGUUAUUUAAGCUAUUACUUUUGGUAAGCCUUCAUUAUUGAUAUGAACAUUAUAGACAGCUUGGUAACAAAUGUUUAUCAUAAAAUUUGGGUUUGAAAAGUGCCAAGUUUGUCGUACAGUAUUAAAUCUAGAUCAACUAUAUUAAGUAAUGAAUAAUAUAUUCAUACCAUUAAGACCUGUUUUAUAACAUUACAGUUAUGUACUACCGCUGUAUUAUGUUCAGUAGAAGCCCAUGCUUCCUUGUAAUACAAGUUCUACAUCUCUUCACAAGAGACUUGGAAAAGAGAAAGAUGAAAUUGUAACUCCAGUGUAUAUAUAUAUAUCUUAGUGCAUUAUAUGAUGAUGAAUUCACAAACUAGUUUGCUAACCUCUUAUAGUCAUAGAGGAAUGAGUGAAAAAUUACCUUAAUGGAAGCAAUUUCUUAUGCAUUUAUUUCAUAUGAAUUUAAAUGCAUUUGUUGUUUUCUUGAACUACUGUUGACUGGAAGAUUUGAAAUGUCAAUUAAUAGUGAAGUUUGCAUGACUAAUGUCAAAAUUAAUAGUACUUUCAAUUUAGAAAAGAGUACAACCAAAUCCUAAUAAACAGCAGUAGUAGAAAAAGCAGCAAAAAUUUCUGCAAUGUUUGAGAAAUGGAAAAAAUAGGAGGCCAGUUUGUAAAACAAGUGUGUAGAAGAAGACGGAAUGACAUUCAGAUGAUGAGAUAAAACAGUUGUUCAUUUGACACAUCGGUUGUGGCCAGCCAGUAAAAAAUUGGUGGUACAUUUACUAGAGCAUGGAUAUCAUGUUACCACAGUGCAUCAUUCAGCUACAGAACUUGACAUGGAACCUGAACCAUCAUCUCUUCCACAUAAUCCACUUCAGUAAGACAUGGUUCAAAUUCCUUGUUAGAAAAUAGGUCCCAUAGCUUGAAUGACUCGCUGUAAUGCCUAUUUUUAAAAAGCUGUGCAGUACAGUAAAGGUUGUCCAAGUAAGUUUUUGUCACCCUUGGCCUUACUGUACUUGUUGCACCUAAUCAUGACAGUUUAGGUGAAAUUUUUGUAUCUUUGUACAUUAUGCAAUGAAAAGAUGGUCUAUUAGGAGUGAUUUUUCAGCAUGUUAUAGUGGUCUUUGGUUGAAAGUUAAAUGUCUGAUAUGGAAACGUAGUGUUAAUUAAAGUCUGCCAAGUUUGGAGAUGGAAAGGUGUCAUAUUUUACAUUUUUCUAUUAUCUAAUGAAGAACACCUGUCAUGUUUAAGACCACAUAAUUUAAAUUGAUUUUGACGUUAAUAGAAUCUAGAUUAGCAGUUUUUGAUGUAUGAAAUCAAACCUUAAUAACAAACAUUAAAGUGCACCAACACAAAA